AUGGAAGACAGCGAGGAGCCUAGCGCCCAGUCCUCUCACUCUGGGAGCACAGGCUCCAAGUCGGGAGGCGGCGAGGAGCCUUGCGCCCAGUCCUCUGACCCUGGGAGCGCAGGCUCCAAGUCGGAAGGCUGCGAGGAGCCUUGCGCCCAGUCCUCUGACCCUGGGAGCGCAGGCUCUAAGGCAGGAGAGGACAAAAUGUUCUCUCUCAAGAAGUGGAACGCGGUGGCCACGUGGAGCUGGGACGUGGAGUGCGAUACAUGUCCUGUCUGCAGGGUCCGGGUGAUAGAUGCCUGUCUUAGAUGUCAAGCUGACAAGAAACAAGAGGACUGUGUUGUGGUCUGGGGAGAAUGUAAUCAUUCCUUCCACAACUGCUGCAUGUCCCUGUGGGUGAAACAGAACAGUUUCUGCCCUCUCUGCCAUCAAGACUGGGUAGUCAAACGAAUCGGCAAAUGA
This is a messenger RNA of Phyllostomus discolor (pale spear-nosed bat), 453 nucleotides long. Its product is annotated as RING-box protein 2-like. Gene Ontology annotation, cellular component: Cul5-RING ubiquitin ligase complex; nucleus. Gene Ontology annotation, molecular function: ubiquitin protein ligase activity; zinc ion binding; cullin family protein binding. Gene Ontology annotation, biological process: ubiquitin-dependent protein catabolic process; protein ubiquitination. Bases 1 to 453 code for a protein of 150 amino acids. The transcript has a single exon. The record is from RefSeq and is a predicted model, not a curated record. Lineage: Eukaryota; Metazoa; Chordata; Mammalia; Chiroptera; Phyllostomidae.